This is a messenger RNA of Solanum pennellii, 447 nucleotides long. RefSeq lists its product as uncharacterized. The transcript has a single exon. Gene Ontology annotation, molecular function: nucleic acid binding. The record is from RefSeq and is a predicted model, not a curated record. NCBI's taxonomy places the organism in Eukaryota, Viridiplantae, Streptophyta, Magnoliopsida, Solanales, Solanaceae. The coding region runs from base 1 to 447 and encodes 148 amino acids.
AUGAACGGAGCUGUAGAGGCCGCCAACAAGAAUAUCAAAAAGAUCUUGAGAAAAAUGAUUGACAAACAUCGAGGUUGGCACGAAAUGUUGCCAUACGCUUUACUAGGUUAUCGAUCGACGGUCAGAACAUCGACUGGUGCUACUCCAUACUUACUAGUAUAUGGAACCGAGGCAGUCAUACCUGUUAAAGUCGAGAUACCGUCAUUGAAGAUCAUCCAAGAAGCUGAAUUAAGUAACGCCGAAUGGGUUAGUAAACGGAUUGAUCAACUAGCUUUGAUUGAUGAGAAAAGAAUGGUCUCCGUUUGCCAUGGCCAGUUGUAUAGACAGAGAAUGACUCGCGCUUUUCACAAAAGAGUAAGAGCCAGAAAUUUUGAAGUUGGUCAGUUGGUUCUUAGGCGUAUUUUUCCUCAUCAAGACGAGUACAAAGGAAAGUUCGCGCCAAACUAG